Molecule: messenger RNA, 536 nt
Organism: Nanorana parkeri
Lineage: Eukaryota; Metazoa; Chordata; Amphibia; Anura; Dicroglossidae
Product: non-receptor tyrosine-protein kinase TYK2-like
Exons: 2
Biological process (GO): cell differentiation; cytokine-mediated signaling pathway; peptidyl-tyrosine phosphorylation
Cellular component (GO): cytosol
Molecular function (GO): non-membrane spanning protein tyrosine kinase activity; cytokine receptor binding
Source: RefSeq, a predicted model, not a curated record
UCCAGCAGAACAAUUACCUGACCCGGUACCGCAUGAGGAAGGUGUUCCGGAAGUUUGUGCGUCACUUCCACCUGCACACGGUGAGCGCCGGCAAGCUGAGCGAGGAGGACGUCAUGUACAAGUACCUGUCCACGCUGGAGAACCUGGCGCCCCGGUUCUGCUCGGAGACAUUCCGGACUCUGUCCCUGGAGCUGCUCACCGAGGACGAGAAACUUCCCUUCUACAUCAAUGGCGGCGACGUGGAGCACGCGGACUGCGGGAGCCACCAACCCAACGCCACGCACCACGUCAUGGUGAGCGGCAUGGAAGGCAUCAGGUGGCGGCUCGGGAGAGGAGAGGAUCCCCCGGAGAGCGGCGCGCCGAGGAACUACUUCAGCAGGAAGACGCGGGGGAAGGGACAGAAGGCCGGCAGGCCCGUCACUAAGGCAGAACCCAGCGAACCCAAAUGGAUCCCGUUCUGUGACUUCCAGGACAUCACCCACAUCGUGGUCAGCCAGAGCCGAGUCAGCGUCAACUGUCAGGACAACAAGUGCCUG